GCUGGCUGAUCUGCAGAGCCAGUGUGGACUCUGACCCUUCCGGGAAUCGAAACCCGAUGUCUGGCCCGCAAUCUGGUCAUUAUACAACAUUUCUCAGUACCUGAUGUAAGGGUUAUACACGAUCAGCUUCAGACGAUGUGCUUUACAGGAAGACCCUUGGCUGGAUGGGCCCGACUUCAACAUUUCGUUUCUGCGAAUGGUAGGCCAGAGUUCGUCCUAAAUGGAACUUGUUAUAUCGAGAUAUGGAAGCUUCCAGUUGUAUAUCGUACUCUUUUACGUUUCCUAAGCCGUUUUGCGUUGCAUGAGUCAUGAGAAUACUUCUGAAAUAAAUGUAUGCAAUAUGCUGAGCAUUGCUGCAGAAAAGAGAAGCCUUUGGGUAGCCCACGCGCAGUCGUCACACCAAGGCCAGCCCUGUCACCGCAGUGUUGGUCUGCAAGCAUGGCGGGCGGAUGCUGCGUGCUGCUACUCCUGCUAGCAAGUUCCGCUUCAGCGGCCUUCGUGACGAAUCUCCACGCAGCCUGUUUCCGUUGCUUGUGCCAGGCCGCCAACGAAUGCUCCACUAAUCGGCCCUGUUCUAAGGGCUAUUGCGGUCCAUUUUCCAUUUCGUACAUCUACUGGGCCGAUGCAGGCCGACACGUACUGGCUGACGACGAUCCGGAGAGAAAAGAAGCAUACCAAAGCUGUGCGCUGGACUAUGACUGCGCCAGCAGAACUGUGGCGGGAUACAUGGAGAAGUAUGGCCGGGACUGCAACGGCGAUGGCGCAACGAACUGUGAUGACUACGUCAUGAUCCACUACAAUGGCGGCGGGAGUUGCCAGACGCCCAUCGACGAUAAACUAUUCAAUAAUCGGUACAACAAAUGCCGGGUGGACGCCAUAGCGAUGGACUGACGUUUUUGUGCUGCCAUCUCUCACCUCGUCCUGGAACCGCAUGGUUUCAAAUCAGUGCGACUGCCUGGGCUUUCUUUUUCAACGCUACCUACCUCCAGAAGUUGAUAAAGCAUCGUCAAAUAGCCUUGUAACUCAGUGUACAGUAUUUGUAUGAAAAAUAUUAUGCAAGAACCAAAUGCAAUGAUGUCAGAGUCCAUUGCUCAAGGCAGUGAUGGCGACUCACCUAUACCUGUCUCACUGUGUCAACAACAAACACCGACUCUAGUGUUCUUAGCUAUUACAAAUACAGGACUAUGUUGUGUAUUAUGUUUUGAAGUAAACGAGAAAGAAGCGAUCCAGUCCAGUGCUGCGUGGAAGAAAACUGUUACCACUGAAACCAUUUCGUAAGGUAAGGCGACUUCAGCUUCAUGCUGCGUGUGACUUUACCCUUGGGGUGGUUAAUAAAUUUACUGUCAAUUA
Molecule: messenger RNA, 1350 nt
Organism: Cryptotermes secundus
Lineage: Eukaryota; Metazoa; Arthropoda; Insecta; Blattodea; Kalotermitidae
Product: lysozyme-like
Exons: 5
Coding region: 334-891 (185 amino acids)
Molecular function (GO): lysozyme activity
Source: RefSeq, a predicted model, not a curated record